This is a messenger RNA of Toxorhynchites rutilus septentrionalis, 3162 nucleotides long. RefSeq lists its product as uncharacterized. The record is from RefSeq and is a predicted model, not a curated record. Gene Ontology annotation, molecular function: zinc ion binding; nucleic acid binding. The coding region runs from base 1 to 3162 and encodes 1053 amino acids. NCBI's taxonomy places the organism in Eukaryota, Metazoa, Arthropoda, Insecta, Diptera, Culicidae. The transcript has 3 exons.
AUGACAGAAGAAGAUCCUACUGAGGGUUGGCGAAGACAGCUGACGGCAUUGGAGCAAAGCAUUGCUCCAUUGGCCAAUGCAGCUAAGAACAAAAGCGAUGACGACGAUAUAGAUGCAUUGCUCGUGCAGCAAGAAAUCCUAACAGGACUGUAUGAGCAAGCAUGCACUAUAAUUCUACGAAUUGAGGGCCAUACGGGACCCUCCAAACGAAGGGAAGCGUUGCUUCCAGUGUACCUACAAGCGAGGACAAGCUUCGCAAAAAGAAUAAAAUCAUUGCAACAACCUGCGAAUGACGAAGUUGGGCCCGGAUGCUCUCGUUAUCCUCUUGAGCAGACGUUUUUAGGAAAUAAUGCACGCACAGAUCAUCUCCCGAGGUUGGAAUUGCCGAAAUUCCACGGGACAGCCACCGAAUGGCUAUCAUUCAAGGCUCGUUUCGAAAAACGAGUUGCAGCAUUGAGCGACGAUGCUGACAAGUAUGCUUUCCUAAUCAGAUGUUUGGAGUACGAACCAGCUCGCAAUACAUGCGAGGCGCUGGAAAAUUCGGGCCUGCCGUUUAAUGAAGCAUGGGCAAAGCUCGAGGAACGCUUUUAUAAGAAGAGAGUAGCCUUUGAAGGUUAUUUCUUUAAUCUCCUCAAAAUACGAAAGAUAAUGAAACCGAGCCAAAGGGCUAUUCUUGGACUCAUUGACGCUGUUGACACUCUGCUAUCUGCAACGAAGCAAAUAGCAAACGAACCGAUUCGAGAAUUGGAUUCCACGGCCAGCGGGCUGUUGGUUUGCCUCGUCAAGGAGCGCCUGGACGAGUACACUCUGACUAAGGUCGAAGAAAAACUGGACCUGCAAAGAAUUUACAAGUGGAACGAAUUUAAGUCUGAAUUGGAGAAGUUGGCGAAUCAACUCUCCUGCAAAGCCGCAGCCGAAGCGGCACAUCAGAGCCAUAGACCAAACCAAAAGGUCGUGGCCACAACGGCUAUUAAAGCUAUUACUACCCAAGAAAAGAAGGGACCACAGCGGUGCUUCUUUUGUGCGUCAGAAGGACACACUGUAUUCGAUUGUCCUAAGCUGUCAUCCCUCAGCCCACAAGAGAGAUGGGAAGCUGUCAAAACCGGUGGACAUUGCUUCAACUGUUUAGCAAAAGGCCACCAAACGAAAGCAUCUACCGCAAUUGUCUGGGUAGGAGGGAGCAACGGGCGAUGGCUGCAGAUGAGAUGCAUUCUCGAUUCUGGCAGCCAAGUCGAAACAAUUACCGAAGAAGCUGCAAAGCGAUUGCAGUUACCAGAAAGAAGAAGCGACGUGCAGCUGAUUGGGAUCGGCGGAACAAUAACGACCAGUAAGAAAAUUAUAACAAGGAUAGCUUCUAUACAUGCGAACGUGUUCAUCGACAUUGAGAUGGUGAUCGUGCCAAAAAUAGUGGGCGAUCAACCAAAUACGACGAUCAGCGAAAGGGAAAUCGACAUCCCAGAGGAGUUGCCUCUGGCCGAUCCCGAGUUCUUUAGAACACAACCAGUAGACAUUCUCUUAGGUGCAAGAGUGUUUUAUACGAUGUUGGGACCGAACCAACUAACGGUGGGCAGAGGACCCACAUUUCAAGAAUCCGGCCUAGGCUGGCUAGCGGUAGAGAUUUUAUCAGCACCCUGUGCAGCCACGGCAACGUCAUACCCCAUAACGGAGAAACAUGAAUCACCAGACUUGAUAACGAACGAAGAAUUAAAAGAAUUAUUCAAACUGUUUUGGAAAAUCGAGGAACCGAAUUGGGAACCUAAACAAGAUGCACAACCUGACGCAGAAGCGCAUUUCUGCAAAACGAUAAAGACGGCUAAUGACGGCAGAUACGUUACGAGAAUACCCCUACGGGGGGAGGUGUCUUGCUUGGGUGACUCUUACCAGCAAGCACGCAAACGAUUUUUAUCAUUGGAACGGAGACUUGAGAAGAGCUCCGACACGUACAACGAAUAUAGAUGUUUUAUGCACGAGUACGAAGAGCUGGGGCACAUGGUUCCAGUCACAGCUGAAGAAUUCUGCAAAAUAAAAUAUUUCAUACCACACUCGUGUGUGGUAAAACCAGAUUCGACUUCAACGAAACAACGAGUAGUUUUCGACGCUAGCGCAAAGACAUUGAGCGGAAUUUCUUCAAACGACAUUCAGGUUGUAGGACCGACAAUUCAGAGAGAGCUAUUCGACUUGCUCAUUGAUUUCAAAACUCAUGACAAAGUACUGAUGGCAGACAUCGCGAAGAUGUACAGACAAAUUUUGAUUGCGCAACCUGACACGUGGUUGCAAUCGUGCAGAGCUUUGUACGAAGCUGCAGAAGAUUAUCGAACAAUCAACUCGAAGAUCACCGAAGCCAUACAACAGUCAUUCUAUGUUGAUAAUUUAAUGAUUGGAGCAGCAUCCACUGAAGAAUUAAUCGAAUUGAAACAUGGCGUGGAAGACGCUUUGCUACGCCACUGUUUCCCAUUACGAAAAUGGGCCUCAAAUGACACCAAAGUACUAGAAGGUAUCCCAGAGCGGGAUCUGGAACCUCUGAUCCAUGUUGGAGAUCAGGAUAUUAUCAAGACGUUAGGUGUAGGCUGGAACCCCAUGAGAGACGUGUUCCAGUUUAUAGCCCCUAGUAACGAAGGCGAAGAAUCGAAAACGCUUACGAAGAGACAGAUGGUCUCAAAGAUACUGAGAUUAUACGAUCCGAUUGGAUUGAUCCAGCCGGUGAUCAUCACGGCAAAAAUAAUUAUGCAACAGUUGUGGACGCUCAAUUUAAAUUGGGAUGAUGACGUCCCCGAACAACCCUUAUCCGCCUGGAGAAAGUUCGAAGCUUCGAUAGCCGAUCUAAGUAAGAUAGAAAUUCCACGAAUGACAAUGCCAAGCCGAACAAUCGUCUUGGAUAUACAUGGAUUUUGUGACGCAUCAGUGAAAGCGUAUGGAUGUGUCAUUUAUGUACACUCGAUUGAUAUGAAGGGUGAGGAACGCACCAAUUUAUUGUGCUCUAAAUCGAGAGUAGCACCAAUCAAGAAAGUUACGUUACCCCUCUUAGAACUCUUAGCGGCAGUAUUGCUGGCAGAGCUUGUUGCCAGAGUAAAAGACACUCUGAAAAAGCGAAUUACAUCGGAACACUAUUACAGUGACUCACAAGUGGUUUUAAGUUGGAUAAAGUCGACGAAUCCCCGCUAG